AUGCUCGCUGAACCAAGUUGUCUUUGGAGAAUUGGUUUAUCUAGUCGUGUUAUACCGAUUGGAACAUUUCCAAGCACAAUUUUAGCUCUUGAGUAUUUAUACGGAGCUGUUUGCCCAAUACGAAAUUUACCAACACGAGAAAAUACUAUUCAAUCAUUUGAUUUAGCACAUAUUGCUUAUGAUGAAAAAUAUUUGAUCAUUCACAUUGAAUAUAUAGCACAUUUAAAUUAUAAAGUAUGUGGAUAUGAUGGACAAAUACGAAAUGUUAAAUUAACAUUAGAUCCACGUACAGAUGAAGAACGUCAAGCAAAAAUAAAUACGAUUAUAACACCAAUACCUUAUGGUUCAUAUGAUAGAGCAGAUCAAGAAAAUGUUAUUUGCCGUUUUAUUCAUACAUAUUUUGUACCUUUAUUACCAUCUAUACAUUGUCCACAUGUUGGUCCAACUGGAGGAGAAGCAUGUACUGAUAAAACAAUCGACUUCUAG
This is a messenger RNA of Rotaria sp. Silwood1, 486 nucleotides long. Lineage: Eukaryota; Metazoa; Rotifera; Eurotatoria; Philodinida; Philodinidae. The record is from the annotation of a GenBank genome assembly.